Lipotes vexillifer (Yangtze River dolphin) is the source of this 1038-nucleotide messenger RNA. RefSeq names its product serine protease 33 (gene PRSS33). Lineage: Eukaryota; Metazoa; Chordata; Mammalia; Artiodactyla; Lipotidae. The record is from RefSeq and is a predicted model, not a curated record. Gene Ontology annotation, molecular function: serine-type endopeptidase activity. Gene Ontology annotation, biological process: proteolysis.
AUGGCCAAGGGACCAGGCCAGCGGGACCGACUUGGGCUGCUUGGAACUGCUUGGGCAGAUCUGCGUUUUCAUGAGAUCCAGAGGUGCUAUGAGAGCAGAAGGCUGCUUUGGAUGACCCCUGGUUGUUGGGUCAGCAUGGUGUGGGGUCUGGCUGUGGCCAUCCCAAAGGGCCCAGCUUCUGCUGGGACAUCAGCUGCUUUGGAUGACCCCUGGUUGUUGGGUCAGCAUGGUGUGGGGUCUGGCUGUGGCCAUCCCAAAGGGCCCAGCUUCUGCUGGGACAUCACCUGCGGGCAGCCUCACGUGUCAAGUCUCAUCGUGGGGGGCCGGGACACCCAGGACGGAGAGUGGCAGAGGCAGGCGAGCAUCCAGCACUGCGGGCACGUGUGUGUGGGCUUGCUCAUCGCCCCCCAGUGGGUGCUGAUGGCAGCACACUGCUUCCUGAGGUGGCCAUCUGAGUACCCCGUGUGCCUCGGGGCACUGCACCUGUGUCCUGCCUCGCCCCACGUUCUCUUGGUGCCCGUGCAGAGGGUGCUGCUGCCCCCGGACUACUCAGAGGACGGGGCCCGAGGAGACCUGGCGUUGCUGCAGCUUCGCCACCCAGUGCCCUUGAGCACAUAAGUCCAGCCCAUCUGCCUGCCUGAGCCUGGGCCUUGCCCACCACCAGGCACACCAUGCUGAGUCACUGACUAGGGCAGCCUCCACUCAGGAGUGCCACUCCCAGAGUGGCGACCUCUGCAGGGAGUACGGGUGCCACUGCUGGAUACUUGCACCUGUGACCUCCUCUACCACAUGGGCACCAAUGUUCCUCAUGCCAAGCACAUAGUGCUGCCAGGGAACCUGUGCACCGGCUAUGUCAAGGGACAGAAGGAUGCCUGCCAGGGUGACUCUGGAGAACCCCUGACCUGCAUGAGGUCUGGGCGCUGGGUCCAAUUGGGUGUGGUGAGCUGGGGCAAGGGCUGUGCCCUGCCCAACCGUCCAGGUGUCUAUACCAAUGUGGCUACUUACAGCCCUUGGAUUCAGGCUAGCCUCAGCCUCUGA